CGAGAGCCAAGUUCUUUCAAAGCUCCUCGAAUGAAAGCUGAAAGGAUGUUUGAAAUAAAGAUGACUGUUUUCUGCAUGAGUUUGUCAGUUUUACUGGGGUUUUUCUCAAUUCAAACAAAGGCAGAAAGAGAAGUGAACGUAGCGACAUGGGGCACACCUAUUCAGUCAACAACAGCUUACGGCUGGAUUGCCACAAACGCUCUGGAUGGGUCGAGCUCCACCUGCACUCAUACACAGACACAGACUGACCCGUGGUGGAUGCUGGACCUGAUGAAGACCUACAGCGUGAACAGAGUGACCAUCACUAACAGACUGAGCUGCUGUGCAGAGAGGAUAAACGGGGCGGAGAUACGGAUCGGAAACAAUUCUUUAGAUCUUUUCAGCAACCCAAUAUGUGCCACAGUUUCUUCAAUUCCAGGAGGAGCUACCUCCAGCUACUCGUGUGCUGGGUUGACGGGACGCUAUGUUAUUGUGGAUAUUCGUGGACUUUCAAUGAUUCUUACUCUCUGUGAAGUGGGAGUCUACGUGACUUUUACAGGUAACUUGGCAACAGAUAAAACGGUCACGCAGUCAUCAACAGAUACCGUCUGGUACGCUGAACAAGCCAUUGACUUUAAUCCUGGUUUCGCACUUGCGUGGCCAGCAUGUUCCUCAACCUAUAGUCAGACUAACCCAUGGUGGAGGCUUGAUCUGGGCUCUGUGUACAGAGUUAAUAGAGUCGUCGUCACAAACAGACUAGACUGCUGUCCAGAACGAAUAAACGGAGCUGAGAUUCACAUCGGAAACUCUUUGGAGAACGAUGGCAACAACAACCCCAUAUGUGCUGUGAUUUCUAGCAUUCCAGCUGGCGCUUCCUCCACCUUCACAUGUAACGAUAUGCAGGGUCGAUACGUCAAUCUGUUCAUUCCUGGAGAUUCAAAGAUCCUUACUCUGUGUGAGGUGGAGGUCUAUGGAGAAGGUCCUGUUCUGAAGAAAACGUUUGUGAAGUUAAAUCUGAAGUCCAGUUCUAGUCUGUCUGAACCUGCAAUGAUAGCCCAGCUCCUGUCCCAGCUUCGGUCUGCUCUGGAGGAACGAGGGUUUUCUGACAUGACGCUGCAGUGGACUCAACCUCCCAAAAAGGAAGUGAUGCGAAAGGAAUCUUCACCAGCUCAAUGUGCUGCAAGAAAGAGAUGAUGACGAUGGGGAAACCUAAACUUCAGAUCAGCUUUGACGUUCUUCAUUUUACCUGCUGGGAUAUUCUCCAGUCUUCAAUGUUGGUCACGAUGAAAUUGUGAAAAUUGAAACUACGGAUUCAUAAAACUGAAAAUGCUAACUGAUUUCCGCAAAGCUGCUUUGAAAUAAUUUGUAUUGUAUAAAAUGCAAGCACUUAAGUUUGUCAAUACACUUCUUUAUUGUUAUAUAAAUAUUGUGCUUUGACUUUUGAUCCAUAUUGGUAGUCUUUUUAUAGGACUGUUUGGUUAUGAGAAUGUCCAAAAAUAGUUCGGCAUGGAUUC
Molecule: messenger RNA, 1493 nt
Organism: Puntigrus tetrazona (Sumatra barb)
Lineage: Eukaryota; Metazoa; Chordata; Actinopteri; Cypriniformes; Cyprinidae
Exons: 9
Coding region: 31-1173 (380 amino acids)
Source: RefSeq, a predicted model, not a curated record